Messenger RNA from Alligator sinensis (Chinese alligator), 1561 nucleotides. It is a transcript of the gene PRTFDC1, whose product is annotated as phosphoribosyl transferase domain containing 1. The record is from RefSeq and is a predicted model, not a curated record. The annotation marks the transcript as partial. Gene Ontology annotation, biological process: purine ribonucleoside salvage. NCBI's taxonomy places the organism in Eukaryota, Metazoa, Chordata, Crocodylia, Alligatoridae. The transcript is spliced from 9 exons. Gene Ontology annotation, molecular function: hypoxanthine phosphoribosyltransferase activity.
UGGAGUGUCCCACAAGAGCAUGGAGGGUUCCCCAGCACGCUCAGCAGCAGACCUAUUUCAGAUGAUUGGCCAGGGUACAGUUUGGAUUUAUUCACUUAUCCACAGCACUAUUAUGGAGAUCUGGAAUAUGUGCUCAUACCUCAUGGUAUUAUUGUUGACAGGACAGAGCGCCUGGCCAAAGACAUCACCCAAGACAUUGGAGACAAUGACAUCGUGGUUCUUUGCGUCCUUAAAGGUGGCUACAAGUUCUGUGCUGACCUUGUAGAGCACAUUAAGAAUCUCAGUAGAAAUUCAGAACGGUUCAUCUCCAUGAAAGUUGAUUUUGUUAGACUGAAGAGUUACCAUAACGAUAAGUCUAUGGAAGAUAUGCAGAUAAUGGGAGAAGAUGAUCUUUCAGACUUGAGGGGAAAGAAUGUCCUGAUUGUGGAGGAUAUUAUUGGAACAGGAAGGACUAUGAAGGCUCUGCUUAAUAACAUAGAAAAAUGUGAGCCAAAAAUGAUCAAGGUAGCAAGUUUGUUGGUGAAAAGAACAUCUCAGCCCGAUGGGUUCAGACCUGACUAUUAUGGUUUUGAAAUCCCUGAUAUAUUUGUGGUAGGCUAUGCCUUAGACUACAAUGAGUAUUUCAGAGAUCUAAACCACAUAUGUGUCAUCAAUGACCAGGGCAAAGCAAAAUACAGAGUCUGAAUUAACACCUUUCUACUCUGAAGAUUUGUAAAUACAGUGAACCAGGAUUUUAAGUACAUUCCUUGAAUCAUCUCCCUGAAGACAAAUUCAGCAGUCCUAUGUCUUACCCAACUUGGUAUAAAAAGUGUUUUACUGUAGGGAUAUUGACUGAUAUUCAAAAGUGAAUGUUUCUAUCUAAAUGCAAAAUACAGAGCUUUUUGAAUUAUUGUAGAUUUUAAAAUAUUAAAAUUACAAUAUGCUGUCUCUUUGGACUAAUAAGUUAUCUGCCUCCACACUCAUUGUGAAUAACUUUCCUACAUUUAGUAAGUCAUUCUAAACCACCUGUCAGUUUUACAGUUAAUAUACCUUUCAGUGUUGCAUAUAGUUGCUCAAACAUUACAUUCUGUGUUCUAAAUCUUUUUCUAAUAUUACAGAAAUGUGUUAAUCAGACAUUUAAGCAUCACUUUAGUCCAGGUCAAAUCUGACACAACUGAAUUUGAAAUAUUGUUCACUUUUAAUUCUGUGUUACUAUGCUUCACAUGAAGUUUUAUAUCAAUGGAUUUAUUGAAGGCGAUUAUCAUCUACUCCUUUAUAAUCUUUUGAACUGAAUAAUACACUGAAUCUGAAUGAUGAUAUGAAAUGAACCUUUAUGAGACGCUCUUGAUUUAAACUGUCAAGAUGUGGGACUGAUGAUAUGUCAUGUAUGCAUGGAUCUACUCAACUGCAUUUAAUACACUGAAUUUUAAUUAGAUGAAUUGUAAUUAGAAGAAAACAAUGGCAGAAAGGCUUCAGUUUCUCAACUGCAUCUUUUUAUUUGUGUAGGUCAUAAAAAAGUGACAGAAUUAACGUAAUGUUCUCAAGUGCAUAUUUCAAUCAUUAAACAAAAUCAACCACAAAA